GUGGCAGCGUUUGGUUUGUGAGUGAUUUGAGGAUGAUAUAUUAUGUUUUGCUCGUCGCUCUGGAUAUGAAGGGCCCAUUCUAAGAUAGCGAAAACACAACGUUUAUUAUUUUACGGUGAUUGUACUCUGGUGAAAACAUAAUUCUGAAUAUUGUAUUCCACUUCCUGAAUACUAGCCACUGGACUUUGGGCUUAGCACGCGCGGGCGGGUUUGUGACUGGCUCUGUCAAUCAUUAACGUCAUCACAUAACCUCAACGUGCUCCGCCCUACGGUGGUCAAGUGUUUCCGCCGAGAUGGUUGUUGGUGCCUUCCCUAUCGCCAAGCUCCUCUAUCUCGGAGUAAGGCAGAUGAGCAAGCCUGUAGCGAACCGAAUAAAAGCGGGAGCCCGGAGAAGCGAUUUCUUUAGGAAUUACAUCUGUUUGCCGCCAGCACAGUUUUACCACUGGAUUGAGAUGAGAACAAAGAUGCGGAUCAUGGGCUUUCGGGGUGCCAGCAUUAAGCCACUGAAUGAGGAGGCAGCUGCAGAGUUGGGUGCAGAGUUGCUGGGAGAGGCAGUUAUCUUCCUUGUUGGUGGUGGAUGUAUGGUACUGGAGUACAGCAGGCAGGCUGCUAACUCUCGCCGCAAAGAGGAAGAGCUGACUGAAACCAUCACAAGCCUACAGACUCAAUUAGCAGAACUAACACUGACGACAGAAACUCUAGAUGCCCAGCUGAGAGAGUUCAACAGGCAACUGCUGUCCUUUCCUGUUCCAAGCAAAAAGUGAUUAAAUUAGAUAUUUGCUAUAUGAGGUGGUUGAGUUUGUUGGUCUGUGUGUGAAGAACAAGAGUGCACAAACAUACCACUGUCAUAUGUGCAGUCUGAUAACAACCCUGCUUCAUACACUGUCCCCUGUCCAUUAAGUUGGGUGGAAGAGGUGGACAUAAGAAUAUCAGUGCACUGUGGAUUUGGGUGCUAUCAUUAGCUCACAUUUUGAGCAACUAGUUGUAAAGGGGAAUUCCUAUGAUAUUCAUAGUGUAUUUCUAUGGUUGAUCUUGCAUGUUCAUAAAGUGGACUACAUAUAAAGAUUUACAGUAAAAGGCAAUGGUGACUUAAAGUUUAAUGUAUUUACAGCUCUAGCAUAAUCGUCUUUUUAUUUCAGUGAUUGUCAUGGAUCUUAAUUACUUGGGAGACAGUGAUUUUCAUACUUCAUCGGCUUCAAUUGUGAGUGACUCUAGAUUAUAUAAGGGCACUCAUCAAUGAGAAACAUUUUGUGCCCUUGAUUGUGAUCCAAAAACGGACAACAAAGCAAACAUCAGAUCAGAUUUUUUUUUUUUUUUUUUGAGUGUCUGCACCAACACUUUCAUGGACAUGUUGCAUUUACACUGUAAAUCCAUUUUCUGGUUCAGGUAUAUUGUAUAUGUGAUGACAACUGCAAAGGAUGAUGUAAAAUAAAAUGGUAUGCUGUCUGUU
Molecule: messenger RNA, 1450 nt
Organism: Chelmon rostratus (copperband butterflyfish)
Lineage: Eukaryota; Metazoa; Chordata; Actinopteri; Chaetodontiformes; Chaetodontidae
Gene: opa3
Product: outer mitochondrial membrane lipid metabolism regulator OPA3
Exons: 2
Coding region: 294-764 (156 amino acids)
Biological process (GO): regulation of lipid metabolic process
Cellular component (GO): mitochondrion
Source: RefSeq, a predicted model, not a curated record